This is a messenger RNA of Periophthalmus magnuspinnatus, 4385 nucleotides long. It is a transcript of the gene golga1, whose product is annotated as golgin A1. Lineage: Eukaryota; Metazoa; Chordata; Actinopteri; Gobiiformes; Gobiidae. Bases 372 to 2891 code for a protein of 839 amino acids. Gene Ontology annotation, cellular component: Golgi apparatus. The record is from RefSeq and is a predicted model, not a curated record. The transcript has 24 exons.
GGCCCUGACGUACGUGGAUCACGUGCUCGGCUGAUUACGUGUAGCUCAGCAGCAGCAGGAGCAGCUAACAGCAGCUUGACACAAGUGGGUAGUUUAUCGACUGUCACCACGACCACUCCACUUUAAUUACACAGCGAUAAACUGGAUUGUUAAAACCUAAAAACGGGACGGACGAGUAUUUAUCUGCGGUUAAAUGUUUUAACAAGAUGGAUGCUGCACGACUGGUUCCAUUGAAGCUACAUUCUGGUAUUCCUCACUUCUGCCUCGGUGCUUGGAUGAAGGAGCAGUGAGGUCCAUGAAUCCUGUGAAAAAACAAACUCAUCAAAAGCUGCACACGGCAUUUACAUUAGAGACACUGAAACUACGCAACGAUGUUUGCUAAACUUAAGAAGAAGAUCGCAGAGGAGGCAGCUACAGCCCCUCGGACUGGAGUUCGAAUCCCGCGCACCAUCAGCAAAGAGUCCAUCACUUCUGUUGGUGCCGACUCUGGAGAUGACUUUGCGUCUGACAGCAGCAGCUCCAGAGACGAUCUUCCUGCUCAGCUCCUUCGAAGAAACAACCAGAUCCGGAGACUAGAGGCCAAGCUCUCAGACUACGCUGAGCAGCUGAGACUUUUGCAGAAGACCAAGGACAAGCUUGAAAUUGCAUUAGAAAAGCACCAGGAUUUUUCAAUCAAGAAAAUGCAGGACCAGAAUGAGUCCCAUGUCGCCAGUACAGCCAAAAUGGCCGAAGGCAUGGCUCUGGCUCUGGAGAAAAAGGACCAGGAAUGGAUGGAGAAGCUAGAGGUGGUAGAAAAGGAGAAGGCGGCUCUCUCGGCUCGGCUGGAUGACAUGAUGGAGCAAAGUCUGGCUCUGUUUCAGAAACGAGACGAUCAUGACGAACUGGAGGGAUUCCAGCAGCAGGAGCUCGCCAAAGUCAAACACAUGCUGUUGAGGAAAGAGGAGCAGUUGGGCCAGCGGGAGCGAGAGCUGCAGCAAAAAGAGUCUGAAGUUCAGUCCAUGAAACGAGGUCUGAGUGAGGCCCGGAGCAAACUGCUCAAACUGGAGGAGGAGCAUAACCAGAGCUGCCAACUCAACGCAGAGCUAGAGAUAGAGAGAGAAGAACUGCUGUUGUUUAGAGAAGAAUCUGACAAAAAGAUCCUGGACUUAGAGACUCGAUGUGAAGAGCUACAGGCAGUAAUCAAGCAGGUGUCAGAGGACUUUCAACAGUCCCAGAAUAUGGUGACAUCAUUAGAAAAGUCUUUACAUGAACUCCAGACUGAACAUGAUGCUGUGAGGCUGCAACAACAAAAGGCAGCUGUAACAAAGGAGGAUAAGGAACGUACGUUGUCAGAGCUACAAAAGAAAGUGACGUCUUUAGAAAGAAGACUUCAAGGAAACCUGAGCCAGGAUGAGCACUUGCAGGAGCUACUGCAGGAGAAAUCAAGUUUGGAGGAAUCACUGGAAGAGACAAGAGCAGCGUUACUAACUGCUAGAACCAACCACACAGACACAGUGAGCUCUCUGGAGGCCCAGGUGUCGAGAAUGAGCAGCACCAUCAGUGAGCUGCAGACUCUGCUCCGACACAAAGAGGACUCCUCCAGGGCGUACAGAGAAAGGACUGACGCACAGAUUUCAAGUCUUGAGCAGCAGUUGUCAGAAAGUAAUGAGAGGUUAAAGAGUGCACAGCAACAAAUCAAUGAAAAAGAGCAGUGCACAGAGAAACUGAGAGGAGAGUGGGGGGCAGAGAGAGCCUUUUUGGAGCAGCAGCUGAGCUUGUUGGAUCAGCAAAGUCAGGACAAAUCCAGACAACUUGAGGAAAAUGUCAGUACUAUAAAGAUGGACAACCAGAGACUGCAGGACUCGCUGGCUGAUCUGGAGAAGAGAAAGCAUGAGAGUGAAUGCACUUUGAGACAAGCAUCAGAGGAGCUUGAAAAGUGCAAGGCCGACCUGACCAGCCAACAUAAAAUUUGCACAGAAAUCACAAAGGCUCUGGAGGACACGAGACGACAGAAAGAAGAACUACAGACACGGGUUGCUGAGUUGACAUCUUCUUUAGUCACCAAUCAACAUGAAGUAGCUACUUUGACUGACAAACUACAUCAGAAAGAAGAACAUACUAAAAAGCUUCAGAACGAGGUACAGAAUGGACAGGAGUCUCUACAGCGGCUCAGAGAAGAGUCAGAGCGACACAGAACUGAGUGUCAACAAAAUCAAGAGGAAAAAGAAAAUGAGCUGAAGGGUCUGAGGGAGGAGCUGCUCAGUCAGACUCAACAGUUAGACAGUUGCCAGGCCCGGAUCUCUUACCUGGAGGUGGAGGUAGAGACUCUGACAGAGCAGCAGCAGCAGCACCUGGAGCUUUGCGAGGAGGAACAGAAUGGCUCGGUUACAGUCGAUGACCUCGAUCACAUCCAGAAGCUCAACAGAGACCUGGAGCAGCAACUCGGAGAGAAAAACCGGACAAUAAAGCAGUUACAACAAAGGCUAGCGGAGCUAAAGAGGACUCUGCAGAAAGAACUGAAACUAAAACCUGAAGGAGAUGCUGAAGUGAAGGAGAAGACAGCAGAGACUCGGGCAGACAAACCAGAGAGGAUCAGUCCAGACCCCCCUCCCACAUCCGUCCUCAGCCCCCCCACCUUCAACACCACAGUCACCAACACAUCCGACCUAAACGACUCACGAGAGAUCAACUUUGAAUAUCUCAAACACGUGGUCCUAAAGUUCAUGUCCUGUAAAGAAGCAGAGGCCUUCCACUUAAUCCGAGCGGUGUCAGUGCUGCUGAAUUUCACACGUGAAGAGGAAGAUUUGUUAAAGCAGACUUUAGAAUACAAGAUGUCCUGGUUCGGAUCCAAGCCUUCUCCUAAAGGUAUCGUUCGACCUUCGAUCUCAGGCAGCUCGACGCACUGGAGCUGAUGGAGCAGAGACACUGGAGUGGACUGUAGCUUUAUUUAAGCAUUUACUGCCUCCAUGCUCUGCUCCUACAUCUACUGAUGAGAUUCAAGGGCUGUAUGGAUUCUGUAGGCUUUUCCUAAUCCUAAUUCAGAUGAUGUUUUAAUUGUCUGGUGAGGGUUUUCUAGUGAAACCUGCAACUAUGUAUGAUUGACUUCAUCUUAAAUGCCUCGACAUCAUGGCCUCUGUGUUUUAAUCAAAUUUCAAAUGUAAGAAUAUCGUCUUGAAAUGACAAUGAUAUGCUGCUCCACACUCCAUUUUCCUUCUGCUUUAUCCAGGCCGGGUCGCGGAGGCAACUAGCAAUUAACAAUUUAAUUUUAAUAAGAAAAUGGCAAGGACUAUGGUUAGUGAUGGACUUUCUCAAUUGGAAACAAAUUGAAUGCUAGUUUUAAGAGUAUGAACUAGAAACUAGCCUUGUUUAAAGCUGUUAUAGGGCAAAAGGGGGUGAAGUAGCAGAGUGGUUAGCGCCCUUCCCUCUAAGCAAAAUGAUUGUAUGUUUAAUUCUCAGGCCGGCAGGCUACCACCUCAGUGAAGUUUGCAUGUCCUCUUUUUGUGGUUACGGACUAUUUUUGCCACUUUCCUAAAACGUGCAUGUAUAAGCAAAUUGGUUAAUUGAAAUUGCCCAUAGUAUGAAACGAUACCUCCUAUCAAGAAUAAGCUGAAGAAAAUUGCCAAUUGGUGCAUGUACCAAGAAGCAAAAAUGGUUUGCUGCAAUAUGGUUGUUUUAACAUUAACCUACAUAUGCACACUGUUCUUCUUGUAGGCCAUUUUAAACACAAAUCUGGAUGAAGGCAACAUUGUGAGUAAAAAGUGAAUGCUUUGUAAAUGACUUUGGGAACUACCUUAUUCUUUAAAUGUACAUUCCAUGUUUAUAUUUAAAUUGUACAUACUGUAUGCAUUGAGAGCUUUAUAAAUAUGUGGAGGAUGUAACAGAUUUUUGGACAUAUCAUAAUGAAAACCCUUCACUUUUCCACAUAAUUAAAUUGCAGUGGGUUCAGAAGUCAUUUUAUUUUAUUUUUCACUUUGCGUGUGUCCGCAGUUUUUGAUCAUUUUAAAGGUUAUCAAAACAGUGGACAUAUUUCUAUAUUUUUUGCUCCCAUUCUUUAAAAUUUUAAUUAUAAUUUGUAAUCUUUUUUCCCAGUCUUUUUAAAAUCAUUUUUUCCUCAAAUUAUUUUUUGGGUCAGUUCUAAAGCUUAAGUUUAAAUUUCUGGUAGGGCACAUACAUUUUUUUUCUCUCUGUGAAUAUUCUUUUUCUGUGAAUUUUCCUUGCAUCAUAAGGAUCUCUAUAACAGUCUCUUUCCAAAAAAAGGCAAAACCUGCCUUCAAUCAAACAGAAAUGUAUUGGGAAGAUUUUAAAACACUACUAUUAUAUAAUAUACUAACUUUGUGAUUUAUAACAGCAAUUGUUUAUACUGUCUCUGUGAGAAUUAAGUAAACAAUGCACUUUUUAAGCAGAAA